AUGGGGUCGUCUUCGGGAAGAACUUCUUCUCAGUCGUCAAACCCUAGUACCACAACUUUAAAUAUCUGCCCACUCCCUAUUCAAUACGCUCACAUCCAGAGCUCUGUUCCGGAGACACCACAACUGUGCUCCACAGCCACAACCGCUUGGCUCUGCUCCACUGCCAUCACCGCGUGGCUCUGCUCCACAUCCACAGCCAUUCCGUCCCCAACCUCUUCGUCCACAGCCGAACGUUCCACCUCCAUAUGCUCCACCACCGUAUGCUCAACCUCCUAUCGGUCUAUGGACAGACGUUCAACCGCCGGAGAACAUACUCCCGGAGGACCUUAA
This is a messenger RNA of Microthlaspi erraticum, 330 nucleotides long. The record is from the annotation of a GenBank genome assembly. NCBI's taxonomy places the organism in Eukaryota, Viridiplantae, Streptophyta, Magnoliopsida, Brassicales, Brassicaceae.